Messenger RNA from Diatraea saccharalis (sugarcane borer), 5067 nucleotides. The record is from the annotation of a GenBank genome assembly. Lineage: Eukaryota; Metazoa; Arthropoda; Insecta; Lepidoptera; Crambidae.
AUGGUUGAUUUUAAAAUCCACCUUUCCCAUACGGUGGUUCGUAACGUCGGUUCUGGUGAUACCUUGGUGAACGGACAUGCAGUGAGCGUGGCCGCAUUACAACACGGCGACCUCAUUACUGUGGGCGAGCGCUCGCUGCGCUGGGAAUAUACGCAUCUAAGACCGAAUACGAGACCUACACAAACACAACCAGCAGUGUACAGUCGUGGUCGCAAGCCUCGCGGCCGUCGCAGAGUGAGCGCAGUGGCGGCGGCCACUCCACGCUCGCCCUCCAUACAGCUGGCAUUAGAGCUGCAGCACCGUGCCUCCAUGCCCGGUAUAAUACAUUACGAAGACAUAAAUACUGCAACAUCUCGCAGUGCCGGUGGCAAACAAGUAGCUAUUGUACAACCUCAGCGGCGAGAUACCACAGAGCAGAAUGAAGUCAACACAUCAAGAAACAGUACCCAAUCCAAAAGGCAUCGUAGUGGCAAUCCUGAAGAAUUGGAGCCUCAGGAGAGCCGCAAGUCGACGCCUCGACACAGCCCCAAGACUGCCACACUCCAAACCCCCACUAAAGCAUCCAUGUGGAUUGAGUCCAGGAAGACCACUCCCAGGAAGGUUACAAAGUCGAGUGUUAGUGUGUCAUCGUCAGUGAAGAAACCGACUCCCCUCAGGCUCGCGGUACUGCGUCGUGCCGCCUCACUAACUAAGGUGCAACCACCUGCUACGCUGGAUCAAACAAAACAAGUGGCCAUAAUGUUGAUGACGGGUCACACUCCUAAGUCAAAGAUGUCUAACACCCAAUCACGUAGGACCCCCUCGUUCUUGGUGAAGAAACCCAGCCCUGUGGCCACUCCCCGCCCUAACACAAGGAAAACUGGCUCCAGCAGCACCAAUAAUGCUGAAAAUUCUGUUUCUGUACUAGAGAUAAGCGAUAACACUACGCGUCCGUCCUCUCAAAGCGUCCGUUCUUCGAGAAAUUCCCAAAGGAGCCCAUUAAAAUCGCCUCUCCUGCCGAGUCCUAGGAAGUCCGCUAUGAAAGAUCCGACAGCUAAGAAGUCUACUAGAAAAACGGAAUCUAUCAAGUUCGACUUAAGCAACUUGGAAAAUCAUUCUCAAGAUCUUACGAAUGAAUCUCAAAAUUCUAUCUCAGAUAACGACUUCACAUUACAUUAUGAUACGUCCAGCGUUCAAUCGCCUUCACCAAGAAAAUCGAUCCAUUCGAGAAGCAGUAAAAUUCUAGAAAGAUCUUUAGGAGAAAGCAUUAUUGAAUCCCGUUCCGUUCGAACUACCAGAAGCACGAUGACGCCACAAACGCCUCCGAGACAAUCUUCCCGAGGCAGUGUUAUGCUACAAAAAGCGUUAGAAACCGACAACGAAUCUAGCAGAUACUCUCGAAGAACAACGAAAACUCUGACUGAUCAGAGUUGCGACACUACGAUCGCGUCCGGUUUCCGAACUAAGACUCUGAGCCCGCGAUCGCCGCAGAAUAAUCUAGAGACUUAUUCGAUAGUUGAUUUAGUCUCCAUCGAUUCUAACGAAUCUGGUAGAACAGCAUCAGUCUACAGUUCUGCGGGGUCGUCAAGUAGUAGCACUGCUGCGUACCAAACUCCUAAAAAUAGUUCUAGCAGAAAGACCAGAUCUACUAUCGACCCGGCAUUAGUUGAAUCGAGUACACCUUACGUCGGUAAAGUUGGUAGAAAGUCGUCGGCCAGGUCACGAUCUAGUCCCGAUCAGAGUUCUAUCAGAGGUAACGAAUCGCAUGCUCUUGGAAAUGAUUCAACAUAUACGAAACGAUCGAAGUCUCUGAGUACGCCAGAAAACACAUUGAGACAUAUAUCCAUGAAUAGCACUAGAGUCUCUAGAGCUUCUAGAAAGAGAUCCAGACUCGAGGAUAGUGACUUACUUUUGAUAUCUGACAAUUCUUAUACAGAAGACGUGUCGCCGCGAUCGUCCAAGAAAAGCAAAUCCAAAUCGACUCUGCAAGAAAGUAGCACUUCAAAAUUGUCUUCUCCUAUCGUGCAACGUAAAAGUUCAAGGAAGAGUGGAGAUGUAACUCCAGGCGACGUACAAAACGCAGGAAUGAGUACACCAGAAAAUAGGAACAGCCCUGAGGAAGUCGGGACUCCAGUACUAAGUAUACAAAGCCUUCUAGACUCGAGCCGAACCUCGUUGGCAUCGCAGCAUUCUGUGAAAAAAACCCGCGCGUCAAUUUACGCUAAGAGGAAGACUAUCGGUGCGAUCCCUUCCAACCCUAAACGCCGCCGCAUAGGGUCGAAGUCCAAAUCACUAAAUUUCAGCCUCCGACGAGGUCCACUAAGACUCAGCAAAGAUUCUAACAUAGAAGACGAAACUCUUACGGAUGACAAAAUGGUGACACCUAAGAGUGGUGUAAAACUAGUACAGGAGGCAGUGAAGAACAAACAUUCGACAGCCAAGAAACCACAGUCCAAACGCUCCAUUAUAGACGAUCUAAAUGAAUCUGAUAUUGUCAAACAACUAUUUAACAGCCCUGUUAAGAGAAAAUUAUCUCAGAGCAUGACGGAAUUUUCGCGGAAACAAUUGUUCGAAGACGAAGAUAUCAGUGCUGUGAGGCGUCCUACUAGGAACACGAUCGCGUUGACCGGUAGAACUCCAGAAAAUUCACUUCUGGAACACACUGAUGUUUAUACACCCGAGAGAUUCGUCAGCCCGAUAGGGUCUCCAUCAAACAGUCCCCAGUUGACUGGAAUCAAGCGAUUAUUCCAGAAAAAUAGUCCUAACAACGAUCUGACUAAUGUUAAAGGCGUAAAAUCAUUGCUGAGGUCGCCUCGAACGAGAAAAUCGGUGAAAAAUGAUUUGACUGACGUAUAUGGCGUGAAGAAAGUAUUUGCUAGAUCACCUAGAAACAGGUUGAGUGACGUGAGAGUUAAAGAAGUGUUCGCUGCUGGACCGAAAAACGAUUUACGCCGAGCCUCCGGAGUUAAAACUCUAUUUAGAUCGCAGAAAAGAUUCGUAUCACCUAAAAAUGAUAUAACCGAUGUGAGGGGAGUUAAGAGAUUAUUCCAGAGAAACAGUCCUGCAAAUGAUUUGCGUAAUGUUUCAGGAGUAAAAGGUACGCUGCAGAGAAAUUCACCUAGAAACGACUUGAGAGACGUUAGGGGAGUGAAACGUAUGUACGGAGAAGAAAAGAGAAGGGACGAUUUGAACGACGUUAGCGGUGUAGAGGAAUUAUUCAAUGAGUCUGAUAUAAGUAAAGACCCAGAAAGGCUUUUCGACAGAUUGUUAGGCAAGCCGCCAAUUAAAGCUGUAUACUCCAAAAGUUUCAUAAAGAAAACGCCUCAAAGUCGGAAAAGUCGUAAUGCGAAGUCGUUGCACGUACCCAUAGAUGUGAUAACAAACAACGUGGAAGAGUGGUUGGAGAAAGAGUUUCAAAAAUGUUUGCACAAAGAUGAUGAUAAGAAGAUAAAUCGAGAGUUACAGAAGUUGGCAACUGACACUGUAGAAGGUGUCACGCCGAUACGUAACUCGCGUAUCCGAGGUAGUGUCGUGAAUAGUUUGGAGAGGAAAUCUGCUAGCGAAACAUACAGUACUCACACUUUACCAAUAAAGAAGCGUUCUUUAGUCGACAAGGAAGUGAAUUCUAGCCUUGCUCAAACUUUGGACGUGAACAUUAGAAGUAGUUUGCGUGUUAGUAAUAGUUUACCGUUGAAGAAACGCGUGCUUCAUUCCACUCCGUUGAAGGGCAAGAAACCUUCAGCGCCAGCUCUACAAAGAAUGUCUCCUAUUCCACCACCUUCAGACCACGAUACGUCGAUCAGAUCUGAUAAACAGCUCAAACAAUUGCCUACACCACCAAAAUCUAGAAACACAACCAAAUCCAAAACUGACACUGAAACGAAACUAACUACACUCUCGCCCAAACAGACUCGCGCGGCCAAAACCAAAGAAAAUAUAUUACGUAAAACUAGAGCAACCAAAGACCAACAGAAAGAUACUACGCACGACGCAAAGAAAGCUAGACCAUCAUUUGUUAUUCCUAAAAAAUCACCGAUUUUGAGCCCCAAAAAGACAAGAACGAGACGAGGAAAAUCAGAACAAAUAAAAGAAGCUGUACCAAAUAAAGCUAGAGGAAAUAAACUAGUGAAACCAGAGGAAGUGGAAAGCUUGCCUGUUCUUAGUCCUAAAAAGCUAAGAGGACAAAAAAAAUCAGAAGUACAAGACGAUAAUAAAGUCAACCCUAAAAAAACCAGAGGUCGGAAAACUGAAACGGAGAAAGUCACAGAUAUCUCGACGAAAUCCAGCCCAAAAAAAACGAGAGGUCGGAAAACUGUAGCAGAAAUAGCGAUAGAAAUUCCGCCUAGAAGGACGCGCGCUAAACCCCAAACUUUAGAAUCUUCACCUAUAUCUAGUGGGAAACCUAAAACGACACAAAAGUCUCAGAAAACUACAGCUAUUGAAAUAGAAAAUGUUGCUGGGGCUAAACGAAGAAAACUAGAAUCUCCUAAAGCGAACAAAAGUAAACCCAAACCUGAACCUAAAAUCGACGCUAUAACAACUAAACGUGGACGGGGUCGAGUGUUGGCAGUGAAACAAAAUAGUGAUAUCCCAUCUCUUGAUCUUAAAUCGGAAAUAGAGCCAAGGAAAACUAGAAAAAAUCUACGAACGCAAGAAAGCACUCAGUCGGAACCUACAGUAAGGAGGGCAAGAAAGGAACUGGUAAACGACGUCGUCGUACAGGUACCCAACACUAGGAAACGGAAAAUUACUGCAGAGGAUGUAGUUCCUUCUAAAGUAGCUAGAAACAAAAUGGAAUCCGAAAAAGCAAGUGUGAAAAAGCCUGUCAAAGCGAAAUCGUUGGAUAAUGAAAAACAAAAUAAUAUGCGGUCGAAGAAAACGGCCACUGUUGAAAGCGCUCCGACUGUUGUGGCUACAGAAGCUGCUCCUAAAACGAACACACGCAAUAGGAAAGUUGAAGCGUCACCCGUCAAAGAAUUGCAAAAAGUACGCGCUACACGUACCCGCGCCGCCGCUGCUAUUGAAGUUGCGGAUUAUCUUGGGUUUAUGCAGCCCAGUAUCACUGCGACCAUUGCUGAUCUAUUGUGA